AUGACGACACAAUUUUAUCCUGGCAAGCGUCUAUCUUUCGACAAUCAACUCUGCACGGUUCGAUACCAUGGCCAAGUUCAGGGCACCAAAGGCGAAUGGCUAGGCGUAGAGUGGGAUGAUCCUACACGAGGAAAGCACUCUGGCGAACACCAAGAUAUCAAGUAUUUCAAAUGUUUCAGCAGUCAUUCAACAGCAGGCUCAUUCAUCAGACCAACCCGCAAACCAGACACCCCACGUUCCUUUGUAGAAGCACUGAAGGCAAAAUACGCCUCAGAAGACUAUGACGAUCCUAAUUUUGAAGACCCAGAUGUGCAUGUCGUCUUCGUCAUGAAAGAAGGCGACAGCAAGAAGAAAGAUCCGCUUGCAAAACUCAAUCAGCCGAUCAAGUUCAGUGGAAAAGUAGCAGAAGAAGUGGGCUUUGAUAAGAUUCGCAAACAGCUUGCGCAGUUAGAGGAGCUUAAGAUUAUCAUCUUGGAUGGGUUGUGCAUGUGGAGGCCUAACGCAAGGCUGAAAGAACAGGAAGAAGGGUGGUCAGAGGGACAGACUGAUGUCAAGGAUGCGUGCCCGAAGGCUUACGAGCUGGAUUUGAGUCGGAAUUUGUUCGAAGAGUGGAGAGAGAUUUUUUCAGUUUGCGAACAGCUUGACCGGCUAACGCAUUUGAGAGUUGAUGGAAACCGGUUCAGAGACAUGAGCUUGACUGAAGCCGAGCGAGAACGUUGUCUGAAGGCCUUUGCGAACAUCAAGAGACUAGGAAUGGAAGAAAAUCUGCUUCCUUGGGAGCAGCUUGCCGAGGUUACACAUCUCUUUCCUGUCCUCUCAACGUUUGUGGCGUCCAGCAAUCUCUACACUGCACUGACAUCUCACGAUCUCAAUUCUACCAUAACCGACCUAACGCUCGAAGACAAUCUCUUCCCUUCUCUAUCCGCUCUCCAACCUCUCACCAAAUUGCCGAAUCUUCAGCGCUUGGUCUUGAAACAGAACAAGAUAUGCGAGAUCAACGAUCCAGGAUCGCCAGCACCCGUCUUUCCAUCCACACUAUCCGAAGUCGACAUGUCGUUCAACGAGAUAACCGCAUGGGCCUUUGUCGACAAAUUGGAACAUGUCUUUCCCGGACUAACCAGCUUGCGUGUUUCGCACAAUCCGCUCUACGAGUCCCUCCAAGCCGCCGAUGGUCGCACUCUCACUGCGGACGACGGAUAUAUGCUCACCCUUGCACGUCUCGGCAAUCUCAAGACCCUGAAUUACAGCCCUAUCAACCCCAAGGAGCGUCUAAACGCUGAAUCGUACUACCUCUCGCUGAUCGCACGAGAGGUCCAGUUCGCACCUGAGCGCUUGCAAACACAGAUUCUAGAUAGCCAUCCCAGGUACAAAUGGCUGUGCGAAGAGUAUGGAGAACCCAACAUUCAGAGAUCUAAGAAUGCAGUGAACCCAAAUUCGCUCGCCGCUCGGCUGAUACGUAUCAAAUUUUGUCUCGUCGCUGGAGAGACACAGAAAGCAAAUAUCAAGUCUAAGACUUAUGAAGCAGAAAUUCCGAUGAGCUGCACAGCGUAUACGGUUCUCGGUAUCGUUGCCAAGCACUUUGACAUCAAGCCUUCGAAAUGUGGGUUGAUCUGGGAGACGGGUGAUUGGAUGUCGGCGAAUAAAUCCAUGGCCGAUCUGGGUGAGGACGACUGGAACUCUGACGACAGUGAAGAUGAGAGGGGAGCUGACAGGGUCAUGAGGGAGGUUGAUAUCGUGCCGGGGACAAGAUCUAUCGGGACGUGGAUCGAUGGUUCGGAGGCUACGGUCAGAGUCGAAAUCAAAUAG
This is a messenger RNA of Dothidotthia symphoricarpi CBS 119687, 1806 nucleotides long. Its product is annotated as tubulin-specific chaperone-like protein E. Gene Ontology annotation, molecular function: alpha-tubulin binding. NCBI's taxonomy places the organism in Eukaryota, Fungi, Ascomycota, Dothideomycetes, Pleosporales, Dothidotthiaceae. Gene Ontology annotation, biological process: protein folding. The record is from RefSeq and is a predicted model, not a curated record. The transcript has 3 exons. Bases 1 to 1806 code for a protein of 601 amino acids.